AUGACGUCAUACGUUGCACCCAUUGUUGAAUUGAAUACAUAUCUCAACACAUGUUUUACNGAUGGAUUUGUUUUCAAUAUUUUAUGUGUUGGUGAAACAGCAUGUGGUAAAUCGUCUUUACUCGAUAGUUUAUUCAAUACACGAUUAGAUUCUACACCCUCGACACAUGAUAACACUCGUGUGUGUCUACGCAAAAACACAUAUGAUCUAUUUGAACGUGAGAUUCGUCUGAAAUUGACUGUUGUCGAGACGGCUGGUUUCGGUGAUCAGAUCAACAAAGACGAAUCGUUUAAGAUCAUCGGAGAUUUCAUCGACGAACAGUUUCAGUCGUACCUUGAUGAAGAACUGAAAAUCAAACGAAACCUAGCGAAUUAUCAUGAUACACGAAUUCACGUUUGUUUAUAUUUUAUCAAUCCAACGGGCCAUUCAUUGAAAGCAUUAGAUUUAGUUACAAUGAAAUAUUUGGACAUGAAAGUGAACAUCAUUCCCAUCAUUGCUAAAUCUGAUACAAUAUCGAAAAACGAAUUACAACGUUUCAAACAAAAUAUUCUCAACGAGUUAAAUUCAGCUGGAAUUAAGAUCUAUCGUUUUCCUGUCGAUGAUGAAACAUUAGCAGAAGAGAAUCUCAAAGCGAACAACCUUCUUCCAUUAGCUAUUGUUGGCAGUAACGAAACAGUCAAAGUUGGCAAUCAAUACGUACGAGCACGUCAAUACCCAUGGGGCGUUGUUCAAGUUGAGAAUGAAAAUCAUUGCGAUUUUAAAAAAUUACGCGAUAGCUUGAUUGAAAAGAAUAUGUUGGAUUUAAUCGAGACCACACAUUCGAAACAUUAUGAAAUCUUUCGACGAAACCGCUUAACUGAACUUGGCCUAACAGAUAGCGUUGAUGGAAAGCAAGUGUCGAUUAGCGAUACAUUAGAAAUGAAACGCAAUGAACUUCGAAAAGAACUUGAAAAGCGUGAACAACAAUUAAAAGAGAAAUUUAUCGAAAAAGUCAAAGAAAAGGAAUUGGAUUUAAAAGAAUCGGAAAAACAGAUUAACGAGCAACUAACAGAUAUCAAAAAGCAAUAUAAAGAUCAAAAAGAUAAAUGUGAUGAAAAAUGGCGUUUGCUCGAACAAGAAAUGAAUGUAUUCGAACAGCGCAAACGGGCAAAUAUGGAAACAAUCAAAAAAGACAGAGAUAAGCAUCACUUUACUUGUUACUCCAAUUUAAAUUCAUUCCUCUACUAUUUAAUAAUUAUCAUUUAUCCGUGUAUACCGAAACGAUACUAUCCGAUCCAACGUGAUCAGCAGACUACUUGUACACGAUUUUUUGAAAAAUUUAUUCAUCACUUGCCUUUCUUUUUCACGUUUUCUCUUGACCACUUGAUAUUGACAACUACAAUGGCUGGUGGCAAAGCUGGUAAAGAUCAUGGCAAAGCCAAAGCUAAAGCUGUUUCACGAAGUGCCCGUGCUGGCCUUCAAUUUCCUGUCGGUCGUAUUCAUCGUCAUUUAAAAUCACGUACUACAUCGCAUGGCCGCGUUGGUGCAACUGCUGCAGUUUACACUGCCGCUAUUCUCGAAUAUUUAACUGCUGAAGUUCUCGAACUUGCUGGUAAUGCAUCAAAAGAUCUCAAAGUAAAACGUAUCAAUCCACGUCAUUUACAAUUAGCUAUUCGUGGUGAUGAAGAAUUAGAUACAUUAAUUAAGGCAACAAUUGCUGGUGGUGGUGUCAUACCACAUAUUCACAAGUCUCUUAUUGGUAAGAAAACACCAGUUCAAGGUAGUUUACCACAAGCAACAGCUAAACCAGGCGCUCAAUAA
Messenger RNA from Adineta ricciae, 1800 nucleotides. The record is from the annotation of a GenBank genome assembly. Lineage: Eukaryota; Metazoa; Rotifera; Eurotatoria; Adinetida; Adinetidae.